GCGGCGGCGGUAGCGGGGCUGCUGCUCCUCCCAGCAUCCCUGGCGCGGCCAUUUCAGCCCCAUCUUGGCUGAGGGGAGGGAGCUGCAGCCGCCGCUUCAGCAGUUUGAAUUUCAGUUUCUCCAGAGCCUGCGAACCGGUCGCACCGAGGAGGAGCCGAAGAAGCUACCGCCGCUACCUCACACAGCCAGAGCGCCGCCGCUUGCCGGCCCGCCGGCCGCCGCCCCUCAUUCUCUCAAGAGCCGCGAGGGGAGGCCGAGACCGCCGCCGCCGCCCGCCCGCGGGGGUGGCUCCCCCUGUAAGGGGAGGACCGAGCCGGCUUUCCCCUCCCCCGGAGCGGGUUUCCGCCAGAGACAGUCGACAUGUCCCUGGGGCUGAGCUCCGGCUAGAGCCGGGGAGGGAGGGCCGCCCGGCCGCACCGAAGCUCCGCCGCCCGCCCGCGGCUCCCGGCUGAAUCAGGAAUCCCUGGCUCCGGACUCGCCACUCCUCCUUUUUCCCUCUCGGCGUCCGAGAGCCCGGAGCUGACGCCGGCACUGGCUCGAGGAGCGGGACAGCACCGCCCCUCACGCCGCCGCCGCCGCCUCCUCCCUUUCGCCCUCCCACUCCCACCCCCCAGCCUAGGCCUGCUGACCGCGCGGAGCGCCGAGCUGGACUGACCACGGCGGCCUGGAGACGCGAGGAGGAAGCAGCCGGCCCGCCCCUGGGAUCGCGCUUUCGCCGCCACUGGGGGGAUUGAAUUGAGGUGCCGCGACUGCGGGAGGCGAGAAGGAAGGAGGAGCCGCCGCGCGAGUGAGACGGGGGCAGAGCUGAAGAGACCGACACGGAGAAGGAAACGGGAGGAGGAUGUCUCGCGGAGCGGUCGACACACGGAUCAACCCGUGACUCUUACAGCGGCGGGCCUCAGACCCCAGCGCGGACGCGGACUUUGUCUUUGGGGGCCCUGCUCUGCCCUUCCUGGUUUCCGGCAAGAUCGCAGAGGAGCCGGCGUGCCUCUCUGCCCUCCAGCCUUCCUCACCAUGUCCAAGAUGCCGGCCAAGAAGAAGAGCUGCUUCCAGAUCACCAGUGUCACCACGGCCCAGGUGGCCACUAGCAUCACCGAGGACACCGAGAGCCUGGACGAUCCGGACGAGUCACGCACAGAGGACGUCUCCUCCGAGAUAUUCGACGUUUCUCGGGCCACGGAUUACGGCCCCGAGGAGGUCUGCGAGCGCAGCUCCUCCGAAGAGACGCUCAACAAUGUUGGGGAUGCGGAGACUCCCGGUACCGUCUCCCCCAACCUCGUCCUGGACGGACAGCUGGCGGCCGCGGCGGCCACUCCCGCCAACGGAGGAGGAGCCGCUUCGGCCCGCAGCGUGGCUGGGGCGCUGGCCAGUACCCUAGCGGCGGCCGCCACCUCGGCCCCCUCCCCGGGGGCCCCCGGAGCCCCCCCGGUAGCGGGCCCCUCCGCCGGGCCAGGGACUGCCGCCCCCUCGCAGCCCCCCACCACUUGUAGUUCCCGUUUCCGCGUGAUCAAGCUGGACCACGGCAGCGGGGAGCCGUAUAGACGCGGCCGAUGGACGUGCAUGGAAUACUAUGAGCGGGAUUCCGACAGCAGCGUCCUGACGCGGUCCGGGGAUUGCAUUAGGCACAGCAAUACUUUUGAUCAGACUGCGGAUCGGGACAGCGGCCUGGGCGCCACCGGAGGGUCCGUGGUGGUGGUUGUGGCCUCCAUGCCGGGGGCGCACGGACCCGACUCGGGAACUGACAGUUCCUUGACUGCUGUGUCACAGCUACCCCCGUCGGAGAAAAUGAGCCAGCCCGCCCCGGCCCCGCCGCAGAGUUUUGGCGUUGGGCAGCCGCAGCCGCCGCCCGUAGGUGGGGCUGUGGCUCCGAGCUCGGCUCCGCUGCCGCCGUUCCCGGGAGCCGCGGCCGGGCCGCCGCAGAUGAUGGCAGCCCCGCCGCCCAGCCAGCCCCAGGGCGCCGCGCCUGGCUCCGUCCCCCCGGGGCCCAACGGACAGGGCCUGCCGCUGACGAAUGUAACCCUGGCGCAGCCCGGCCUGGCCCUGCCUCCGCAGCCCGGCCCGGCCGUGGGCGCUUCUGCCGCACCGCCGCCCCAGCAGUUCGCGUAUCCCCAGGCUCAGAUUCCGCCGGGCCAUCUGCUGCCCGUCCAGCCCGCCGGCCAGAGUGAGUACCUGCAGCCGCACAUGGCCGGCCUGCAGCCGCCCAGCCCGGCGCAGCCCUCGUCCGCGGGCGCCGGAGCGGGCCCCGGCCAGAACGCCUCCUCCACGGGCGCGCAGAUUAUGGGCGCGGCCUCCCUGCCUGGCGAAGCCGUGGCCCCGGGGCCGGGCCUCGCGCAGGGCGGACCGGCCGCCCCCGGUCAGCCGGCCGGAGUGCCCCCGGCUGCCGUGGGAGGCGCGGCGCAGUCGGGCCUGGUUCCCGCCGGGGCCGGGCAGCCGCAGCCCGCGCCUCCGCCGCAGAUGGGCGGCAGCGGCACGCCAUCGGCAGUGCCCGGCGGCCCUCACGCCGUGGUGCCCGGAGUUCCGAACGUGCCUGCAGCCGCGCCCGCUCCCAGCGUGCCUAGUGUGUCUACCACUUCUGUUACUAUGCCAAAUGUACCCGCGCCCUUGGCCCAGGCGCAGCAGCUGAGCAGCCAUCCUCCGGUCAGCAGGAGCGGCAGCAUCAUCCAGCACGUGGGGCUGCCCUUAGCGCCAGGCACGGCCAGUGCACCGACGAGUCUACCGCAGUCUGACCUAAGCCAGUUUCAGACUCAGACCCAGCCUUUAGUCGGGCAAGUUGACGAUACUAGAAGAAAAUCCGAACCCCUACCUCAACCACCACUUUCUCUCAUUGCUGAAACUAAGCCUGUUGUGAAGCCUCCUGUUGCAGAUGCCCUGGCAAACCCCCUUCAGUUAACACCUAUGAACAGUCUCUCCACCUCUGUAUUCAGCAUAGCUAUUCCUGUUGAUGGUGAUGAAGACAGGAAUCCUUCAACUGCUUUCUUCCAAGCGUUCCAUUUGAACACGAUUCAGGAAUCAAAGAACCUCUGGGAUAGUGCAUCUGGGGGAGGUGGUGUAGCCAUUGACAACAAAAUAGAACAAGCGAUGGAUCUGGUGAAAAGCCAUUUGAUGUAUGCAGUAAGAGAAGAAGUGGAAGUUCUAAAGGAACAAAUAAAAGAAUUAGUUGAAAGAAACUCUUUACUUGAACGAGAAAAUGCACUGUUAAAAUCUCUUUCAAACAAUGAUCAGUUAUCCCAACUCCCAGCCCAACAGGCCAAUGCUGGUAGCACUUCUCAACAGCAAGCAGUGAUAGCACAGCCUCCGCAGCCAACGCAGCCUCCGCAGCAGCCGAAUGUGUCCUCAGCAUAAAGCUUUCUUGCCUCAUUAAGAAAAAAACUGAAAGCAAUCUAUCCUUGUGUGCCACUGGUGUUCUUUCCACUUUAUACGAAAGCAAGUAGCCAUGCUUCAGUUGUGUGUUUGGCCUUUUCAGUAUUAGACAAUCAUUCUGCAAGAGCUUUUCCUCUCUUUGAGAUGUCAUGCAGUGCUGUUGAUGUCCAGUUUAUGUCAUCAGUACACAGGGAGAAUAAUAGAUGGGGUGUAUUAAAGAGAGCAAAGUUAGCGUUUUACCUGGUGCGCACGAGUGGGGUCUUUUAAGAGCUUUGGUGGCUCUCCCAUGUUUCCUAUUAUCCACGGAUUUACCCUGAGCCUUCCUAUCGCAUUAUAAAUAACAGUUCAUCUAAAGAGCCACUUUUCUUUCAAUAUCAGUAACAUUUGCCUACAUAAGUUUUCAUUUAUUUGUGUUUUAUUUAUUACAGGGCUGCUAUUUUCAUAAUGUACAUGAACAAUGUCACAGAACUUUUUUAAUUUUUUUGAAUAAUUAUAAGUAUCAGUAAAGGAAUUGAAAGACAGGAUUGCAUUUAAUAGAUGAAACGUUUAGGCAAUAAUUGAACAAAAGAAUCCUGGCAUAUUUCUAACACUAAUGGCAAUUUACCUUCGGUAUUUAUUUUCAGUAGUAAAGACCCAGCUUGAAUGUAAAUUUUGUAUAGUGUAAGUAUGAAGAACAUAGUGCAACUGUACAGGUAGUCACCAGUUAUUGUGAUAUAAUAAAUAAUUGGGCUAUUUUGAUGAAGAAAACUUUGUUCAUUUGUUUCUACUUUCUAAUAGAGAAAUUGCCACGAUUCCUCUGCUUUUUGACAUUUCGUAUGACUUUUUUUUCGGGUGGGAAUAAAAAGCUGUGAAAUUGUUCAACCUACUUUGUAACCAAAGAAGCAAAGCUGUGUAAUGGAGGUUUUUUUUGUUUUGUUUUGUUUUUUUUUUUUUUUUUUUUUUUAUAAUGCACAUUCUUUAUGUAUUUUUAUUUAGUGUUCUCUCGGUCACAAUUUUCUUUGCUGUCUAGCAUGAUCUGCAUGACCUAUAAUCUUUGAACCACUUUCGUACCUCAUGUUUUUAUCCAGCACUCUUAUUGUAAUAUGUACUAGUCUGUGAACAAUGUCAAAUAAAAAAGAACGAACAGGUAGUAUGGUGGAGCUGAGCUAGUGUACUAUACACUAGUUGUUAAAAAAAAAAAAAAAAAAAAUAAUGAAGUGAGCCAUCUUUUUGUUCAUUUAAAAUGGUGUUUUGAAUUUCGUAUGCAGAAAACGUUUUGUUACAUUGCAGAUUUUAAUGUAUUUAAUAAAUGCAACAUGCAGAUUAAGUGCAGUGUAUACUGAGUAUUUAAAUUAAAAUGUACAUUUCAUAAAUACAGUUUCAAGAGAAAGCAU
Molecule: messenger RNA, 4733 nt
Organism: Balaenoptera ricei (Rice's whale)
Lineage: Eukaryota; Metazoa; Chordata; Mammalia; Artiodactyla; Balaenopteridae
Gene: TSC22D2
Product: TSC22 domain family member 2
Exons: 4
Coding region: 1015-3342 (775 amino acids)
Biological process (GO): regulation of transcription by RNA polymerase II
Source: RefSeq, a predicted model, not a curated record